Oncorhynchus nerka (sockeye salmon) is the source of this 1759-nucleotide messenger RNA. RefSeq names its product cytosolic carboxypeptidase 6-like. NCBI's taxonomy places the organism in Eukaryota, Metazoa, Chordata, Actinopteri, Salmoniformes, Salmonidae. Gene Ontology annotation, molecular function: metallocarboxypeptidase activity; zinc ion binding. The coding region runs from base 37 to 1524 and encodes 495 amino acids. Gene Ontology annotation, biological process: protein side chain deglutamylation; proteolysis. The transcript is spliced from 13 exons. The record is from RefSeq and is a predicted model, not a curated record.
CUCAGCCAGCGUUGUGCGCUGGUGUGUUGUGCAAAAAUGGAAAGGAAGAUGGAGGAUAACAUGAGAGACGUCGACGCUGGCAGUGAAGCUGGAGGAGAGGAUGCCUUAGUGGGCAAUGUGAACAAGCUGAUGGUGACUCCACCAGGAUACACAGGAGUUCCACGGAAAGGCCACCUUGUCUUUGAUGCUUGCUUUGAGAGUGGUAACCUUGGACGUGUUGAUUACAUCAGUGAAUUUGAGUUUGAUCUGUUCAUCAGACCUGACACCUGUAACCCUCGCUUCAGAGUUUGGUUCAACUUCACAGUGGAAAACGUGCGGGAGACACAGAGGGUGAUUUUCAACAUUGUCAACUUUAGCAAGACCAAGAGCCUGUAUAGAGAUGGCAUGUCUCCAGUGGUGAAGUCCACCAGCCGGCCUAAAUGGCAAAGACUCCCGACUAAGAAUGUGUACUACUACCGUUGCCCUGACCAUCGGAGAAACUACGUGAUGUCUUUUGCCUUCUGCUUUGAUCGAGAGGAUGAUGUGUACCAAUUUGCUUACUGCUACCCCUACACCUACACCAGACUGCAGCACUACCUGGACAGCUUGGAGCGCAGGAACCUGGACUACCUGCAGAGGGAGCAGCUGGGGCUCAGUGUGCAACAGCGACGUCUUGACCUCCUAACCAUCACCAGCCCUGCUCAACAGAAUCCAGAGAAGGUGAAGAAGCUAGUUGUCCUCACAGCCCGUGUACACCCUGGGGAGUCGCCUGCAUCCUUCAUCUGCCAAGGAGUGAUUGACUUCCUAGUCAGCCAGCACCCUGUGGCCCAAACCUUGCGUGACCAUGUCAUCUUCAAGAUUGUACCCAUGCUCAACCCUGACGGGGUCUACUUAGGCAACUACAGGUGUUCUCUGAUGGGCUUUGACCUUAACCGUCACUGGCAGGAGCCAUCCCCCUGGGCCCACCCCACCCUCCACGCCGUCAAGCAGCUCAUCGUCCAGCUCAGUCAAGACCCAGUAGGGCUGGAGUUCUACAUUGAUGUUCAUGCCCACUCCACCAUGAUGAAUGGCUUCAUGUACGGGAACGUGUUUGAGGAGGAGGAGAGAGUCCAGAGACAAGCCGUGUUCCCUCGCCUGCUCUGCCAAAACGCCCCAGACUUCUCCUUUUCCAACACGUCAUUUAACCGUGACGUGGUGAAGGCUGGCACCGGGAGGCGCUUCCUGGGUGGCCUGCUGGACGACACGUCCUACUGCUACACCCUGGAGGUGUCCUUCUACAGCUACAUGGCAGCGGGGAGCACAUCGCCCGUUCCCUACACCGAGGACACCUACAUGAAGCUGGGAAGAAAUGUUGCCCGCACCUUCCUCGACUACUACAGGCACAACAACUUCAUUGAUGACAACAAACUACAAAUUCCAAAUCACAUCAACAGUAUGGAGGUAUUGUCCCAGGGUCGACAGGGGAAUGGAAAUGGGAACGGGAGGACGUCUGGGAGUGAGAGAGGAGCAGAGAGGAAGAACCAGAGUAUCACAGGAGAGUACUAGACACCUGGCAAUAACAUACUGGAGAUACCAGUCCAGUCUGACCACUGUAUAAGGCUCUACACUAUAUCCACACAUUUACAUUUACAUUUAAGUCAUUUAGCAGACAGCCCUACACUAUAUCCACACAGCCUUACACUAUAUCCACACAGCCCUACACUAUAUCCACACAGCCCUACACUAUAUCCACACAGCCCUACACUAUAUCCACACAGCCUUACACUAUAUCCACACAGCC